Messenger RNA from Closterium sp. Yama58-4, 831 nucleotides. The record is from the annotation of a GenBank genome assembly. NCBI's taxonomy places the organism in Eukaryota, Viridiplantae, Streptophyta, Zygnematophyceae, Desmidiales, Closteriaceae.
AUGCAGGAGGAGGUGGAGGAGGAGGAGGAGGAGGAGGAGGAGGAGGAGGAGGAGGAGGAGGAGGAGGAGGAGGAGGAGGAGGAGGAGGAGGAGGAGGAGGAGGAGGAGGAGGAGGAGGAGGAGGAGGAGGAGGAGGAGGAGGAGGAGGAGGAGGAGGAGGAGGAGGAGGAGGAGGAGGAGGAGGAGGAGGAGGAGGAGGAGGUGGAGGUGGAGGAGGAGGAGGUGGAGGAGGAGGAGGUGGAGGAGGAGGAGGUGGAGGUGGAGGAGGAGGAGGAGGAGGAGGAGGAGGAGGAGGAGGAGGAGGAGGGAGAGGAGGAGGAGGAGGAGGAGGAGGAGGAGGAGGAGGAGGAGGAGGAGGAGGAGGAGGAGGAGGAGGAGGAGGAGGAGGAGGAGGAGGAGGAGGAGUGGAGUACCGCGGGUCCAUGUGGCAUCCCGCAUGGCAGCCACGAGCGGGAGGACAAGGGCGCGGAAGAGGAGGAAGAGGAAGAGGAGGAGGAGGAGGAGGAGGAGGAGGAGGUGGAGGUGGAGGAGGAGGAGGUGGAGGAGGAGGAGGUGGAGGAGGAGGAGGUGGAGGUGGAGGAGGAGGAGGAGGAGGAGGAGGAGGAGGAGGAGGAGGAGGAGGAGGAGGAGGAGGAGGAGGAGGAGGAGGAGGAGGAGGAGGAGGAGGAGGAGGAGGAGGAGGGAGAGGAGGAGGAGGAGGAGGAGGAGGAGGAGGAGAGGAGAGAAGGAGAAACGCGUGGGCGCGCACGUGAGUGCUACAAGCAAGCCAAUGGCUACAGCAGGAAACCAGGAGACGAGUCUCAAGUUGAACAGGGUGGCGCGUGCGUGUAA